AUGGAUUUUAAUUUCGGCGAUUUGAAAAAGGAAACCAACUCGGCCGUCGAAAACAUUUUUGACCGUGCUGACGAUGCCAAGAAACACGCCCAGGAUAUGUUGGGCAGCAUUGAUGACGUUUUGGGUGGUGGUGUUGAAAAAACUGACACUGUUAAAUCGGAUGGCAUGGUAGAUCCAUUAGACCCCCAAGCUUUCGUACAACGUAUGUCAGCUGGAGCCAAGGAGGCCCAAGAGGAAUUGGAUGCCAAAUUUUCAAAGAACACCAAUGAUUUGGAAGAUUUCCUGGGUCAGACCACAAACAGUGUAAAACAAGGUGUGGCUUCGUUGACCAAUGAUUUCAUGAAUGCAGAACGUGGUUUUAAGGACCAGGCAGGAGAUGCUGCGAAGGAAAUUGAAAAGAAGGCAGCCCAGGCUGUUGAUGAUAUAUUCGGACACUUUGGUGGCGGUGACAAUAACUUUAAGCCCUCAGCUCCAGCAGAGGGUGUAGCCACAAGUGCAAACAACCAAUUUAACGACUUUGACGACGAUGAUGAUGAUGAACCGGCUGCCAUGACAACAUUCGGCAAAACAGCUGCAACAGGCAUUGCGGCUAGCAACAAAGAUUCCGACAAUGAUUCACCUUCCAUUUCGUAUAAUCCUUCGCCAGCCAAGAAGCUACCAUCCGAUGCUCUAAAGGAGCAGGACAAUGAGAAAUUCAUUUCCAGUGAAGAUCUUUUGGGUGAUUUCAAAGAUGAACGUACCGCAACACCCGACUCUCAGGCAUCCGGUAAUAACUAUUCAGCACCAUUGGCUAAAUUGCAAGAACCAAAAACAACAGAUCUGGAUGCAGAUGAUUUCGAUGAUGAUUUUGUUCAGGCUGAAAUUCCAAAACAAGUUGAAGAGAAAAGCGCACCAGUUGUUGAACCGACACCACCCGUACCAGUACCAACUCCAGCGGUGGCUAAACCCGUUCCUGUUGCAAUGGAACCGGUAAAAGAACAGCCAGCGCCUGUACCAGAAAUUAAAAAGGAGACACCAGCACCGGUUGCUGCUCCGACGACUGCUCCUACUCCAGUAGUUACGAAACAAGCAUCGGCUCCUAAGCCGGCUACAAUAACAACAUCGAAGACAACACAGCAACAACAACAGCAACCCAGUAUUGUAUCGGUUGAGGAUAUUUUCUAUAAAUAUGGUUUGG
Molecule: messenger RNA, 1177 nt
Organism: Musca vetustissima
Lineage: Eukaryota; Metazoa; Arthropoda; Insecta; Diptera; Muscidae
Exons: 1
Source: RefSeq, a predicted model, not a curated record